Molecule: messenger RNA, 3601 nt
Organism: Myripristis murdjan (pinecone soldierfish)
Lineage: Eukaryota; Metazoa; Chordata; Actinopteri; Holocentriformes; Holocentridae
Gene: yod1
Product: YOD1 deubiquitinase
Exons: 3
Coding region: 141-1046 (301 amino acids)
Biological process (GO): ERAD pathway; endoplasmic reticulum unfolded protein response; protein deubiquitination
Cellular component (GO): nucleus; cytosol
Molecular function (GO): protein binding; cysteine-type deubiquitinase activity
Source: RefSeq, a predicted model, not a curated record
AUAAAAUAACCCAAGUUACUUAUCUUGCCACAUUGCCAAUGUAACCACCUUGCCAGGAGCCGCUUCACUAACGAGCUGACCAAGCUGACUGUCGACUUGUAAACGGGAAACGCCUGGAAAAGCUGCCAAGCUAAGACAGGAUGUUGCGACUUCGUUGUAAGACCAAAAAUGGGAGCCACAUAAUGCAAGGCUUGACUCAUCAGUCCUGUGUGCAAGAACUGAAGAACAAGGUGGAGGAGUUAACUGGUAUCCCCUGUGAUGUGCAGAAAAUUAUGGUUGGUUAUCCACCCUCCAGCCUUGAUCUUCGAAAUGGAGAUGCUCACCUCAAGGACUAUCCCAUCAAAUCAGGGGACACGCUCAUCGUUGAGGAAGAAAAAAACAAACCAAAGCCUCAGGAUCAUUCCACUGUGACGAAGGCACCAUGCCUGGAAGCCUCUCCAGUGCUGACACGUCGGGUAGUUCCGGCCGACAACUCCUGCCUCUUCACCAGUGUGUCCUACGUAGUGGAGGGCGGUGUGUAUGACCCAGCUUGUGCUCCUGAGAUGCGAGGCCUCAUCGCCCAGAUUGUGUCAAGCGACCCCACAGCGUACUGCGAAGCAGUGCUGGGGAAGACCAAUGAGGAGUACUGCACUUGGAUAAGACGUGACGACACAUGGGGAGGAGCCAUCGAGGUGUCCAUCCUGUCCAAGUUUUACCAGUGUGAGAUCUGCGUGGUGGACACACAAACGGUGCGAGUGGACCGCUUUGGGGAGGACGCCGGCUACCACAAACGUGUGCUGCUCAUCUAUGAUGGCAUCCAUUAUGACCCACUGCAGAAAGAAACGCCCGGCUCCGACACCCCGCCCCAGACUAUCUUCUCCACCACAGACGACGUGAUCCUGGCCCAGGCCCUCGAGUUGGCAGACGAGGCGCGGCGCAAGCGGCAGUUCACAGACGUUAACCGCUUUGCAUUACGUUGCAUGGUGUGCCAGAUGGGCCUGGUUGGACAAAAGGAAGCUCGUGAGCAUGCCAAGGAGACAGGCCACACCAAUUUCGGUGAAGUGUGAAGAGUCCUUUGUCUUUUUCUCCUUCUCACGACUACAACCACAACCAACCACGUGCCCCCAAGUCUGGCAACUCCUUGUUGGUCUGUCUGCCUGUCUGUCUGCUUGUGUGAUCCUCUACCUCACAUCAUCCAGCGACAUCUAGGGAGACUCUGCAGACACAGUGUUCAGCCUCUUACCUGUCCAGUAUUACUCUAAACUGCUGUUAGUUCUCAACUUAAAAAAGGAAAAAAGCUACUGCAAUGCCCCAGCAUCUUUAAACCAUCAUUUUAGUCUGUCUGGAAUUGGUUGCAGCCCUGUUGAACAGAUCUGGGUCAUGUAAUAUUUGCUAAUAAUUCCUAAGAUUUGUUUUAAUCUGCUUGUGGUACCAGAUUGAUGGGGUUUACUGCAUCAGGACAAAUCAGCUAGUGACUGGUUUGCUGCCAACCACAGCAAAGUGUUCCAAGCUGACUUUGAACUACUUGCCUGUGAUUGUCUAAGCUUUUUUUCACACACUGUUUUGUCAUAUGUGGCAACCUCCCCAGUCUAGUCUCCAACCUUUUCUAGCUCUCCAAGGAGGUUAAAACAAGCACUAAGAAUUAUACACUGUUUAAUGUAACCCUAUUCACUGUUGUCUUAAGCUCAGCACUCCAAGUCGACUGUUAUUCAUCCCGUUAGUUAUGUAGCAUGUAUUUAUUCCACUUCUCAAUUGAUGGAUCUCAGAAUCUCUUCUGUUAGUCAAAACUGAUGCUUUGGUUAACUUGUGCUGAAGUCCAGAUUGGUAAGCACACUUGGGCUGUUUCUAUGCUAAUGUAGGCUAGUCUCUAUAGAAAUGUGCUUCUUCUGCAAUUUGUAUUUCUUGUGACAGCCAUUUGAUUUCACACAACAAAUGAGGCCAUUUAGAUUGUGGUAUGAGAUCUACUGAAGUCUGUAUUUGAAUUUACAGUGUCAUAAUACAGUUGCUCAUCUGGAAGCCUGAUUAUGUAAGUUGGACUUUGUGUGUGUGUGUGUGUGUGUGUGUGUGUGUGUGUGUGUGUGUGUGUGUGUGUGUGUGCGCGCGCACGUGUGCACACAGCAGGAAUAUGGCUUAGUAGUAGUAUUAUUUUAAGGUUAAUGGAAAUGAACAAAAAAUAAUGGUGCUGAAAACAAAACAUUUAUAAAAUUUGUAGCUUUUUCUCUUUUUUUUUCUUUCAUCAGUAUGACAGUAUUACAGGAGUGUGUGUGUGUGUUUUUUUUUUAAUCUAACGUGUGAUUUUCAAAUGCAAUGCUGUAAGAAAUGAUGUUUUGAUUUGAAAAAUUCAGUUUCUGUUUUGUUACAUUUUGCGCCAUAAUUUUGACAACACACCAGGCGUGUUGAGUAGUGACGGAGCAAUCUAUUUCAGGACACAAAUCGCAGUGAGACGGUAAGGCAUUUUGGCUAGAGAGCUGAAUAGACUGAGUGAGAGAAUGUACUCAGUGCUGUAUGGAACGAAUCCUGUUCACUCAGUGUAUUCACUUUUCAGGUACUGUCCCCCAUUAUGUGCUUUGCUUAUCAACAUUCAGUUUUCACCUUUUGUCAAAUGGUUUUCAUUUUCUCUCACAUUUGCAGCUCAAUGCUAACUGUAGAUGUGCUUUUAAAGAAUUGUGAGCACAUGUAAAUUGGUUUAGUAAGUGGUGCAUGUUUUCAGAAGAAAACUGACACUCUUGUAUUGAACACCAUUUCCCACUGUUAGGGCACAUCCUCACAUUUCAUCUGAAACCAAGUGUCCUCUCAUCGCUUAGUCCUUUGAUAUGCACUGCCUGUGAGGCUUGAGCAUGCACUUGUUCCAUUAUGUUAGACUUGGGCUCAGAGACAGUCAACUGGUGGAGGCCCUGCAGAUGUUUUGUCAAGCCUUUGACUCAGUUUGUGUACGAUCACCUUGCUCUGGUGUCAGAUGCAGUAUGACAGGCUCAUAAUUAUUGGGCCAUAAAUAUUCAGACCACACUGAGCCAUCAUACAUGAAUUUAGAAAAUAGUGCAAAACAAGUAUAUUAUUUUUCAGCUUUGUCAAUCUUUAGAACUUGUGUGCACUGGCAAUAUUGGCGUUCAGUUGUUGCCAAAAAGUCUUGUAUAAUAUACAGUUUGGUGGAGGAGGCGCUCAGGGUUUGCUGUCAGAUUUUCUCUUUGAUCCAGAGGAGAGAGGAGAUAUGGAAUUGAGGAAAGACAAAGCAAAAAUGGUCAAAUUCUUAUUUUUUGGAUGUGAAGUGCUGACAGAUGCUUUUCCUCUCGUGUUUACUGAAAAAGUUAAUUUUGACAUUGAUUAUGCAUUAAUCAGCUUGCAUACAAGUGAAACUAUGAAACUUUUAAUUAUGGCUUUGUCGUAUUUUGUAUUGCCCUCUAUAUUUGCUGUGUCAGUCAUUUCUGACACCUGUGGUAUAUACAGUACAUGGUCAGAUCUGGGUCCUGUGGGUGGCGUGACUCCUGCAGACAGGUUUUUACUCUUAAGUUCUCAAGAAUUUCCAUGGACACUAACAAUGAAUGUUGCACACAAAGCACUACAGAAUAACUGGAUUUACUUGAUUUUUUUUUCCAAUGUGUCAAUAAAAAGUUAUAACCCAUGA